AUGGAAGAACUACUUAGAUCACUUAUUAAAUUUGGUGGUACUCUUAAUGAGGAUGUUGUUAAAUGGUUGCACGAUAUGGAAGAAAUAUUUGAUCGAGUACAAUUACGACCAUCAAAUAAAUUUAUGGUUACACAAUCUUAUUCUAAUAUUCCUGACUGGUCCACAUUCCAGAUUGAAAUCGUUAAAGCUUUUCAAUUAUCAACUCCAUCAAAAGUUUCUUUAAUUUCAACAAUACCACAACAGGAAAAAGAGAAUGAAAAUAGCCGAGUUGAUUUAAUUAAUGAUAAUCAAAUUAAAUCAUUUGAAGCUUUAGAAAAUAAAUGCUUACGUAGAAAUGAACAAGGUUAUGACUCACCUAUAUUAGUUAAUAUUAAUGGUCUUGAUCUGAAAGUUUAA
Messenger RNA from Rotaria socialis, 396 nucleotides. NCBI's taxonomy places the organism in Eukaryota, Metazoa, Rotifera, Eurotatoria, Philodinida, Philodinidae. The record is from the annotation of a GenBank genome assembly.